Molecule: messenger RNA, 2792 nt
Organism: Clupea harengus (Atlantic herring)
Lineage: Eukaryota; Metazoa; Chordata; Actinopteri; Clupeiformes; Clupeidae
Gene: dennd2da
Product: DENN domain containing 2Da
Cellular component (GO): cytosol; nucleoplasm
Source: RefSeq, a predicted model, not a curated record
GCAAGCAGCAGAACAGUGGUGCCCCGCACACUUGCAAUCUCUUUUGUACAGAGACAACCUUUUUUAGAGAGGGAGUGAGCGUGAGAGAUUGACGGCAGACUGAAAUAGUGACUGGGUGUUGGUAGCGGGGGGAGAGCCCGGAAGAUCCUGGAAACUGGUGGCUGACUAUGGGAGCUGCUGCUCAGGUGAAGCUGAGGCUGAGCUGAAGGGAAGGCACUGAGCACACAGGUGCGGCUGAGGGAAACAGGUGCAGGCCAGCUCUAAGGGUCACCCUCAGACAUACCAACACAGAGUCCAGACAGGUCAAUAUGGAGGAAGAACAAGAGGGGGCAAAGUCUCACAGGAGGGCCUGGAGCUUCUCUUCCCUUCGUAUCAAAAGAAAGACUUCCGAUAGUGAAGAGAGUUUCUUUUCCAUGAGGAGAGCGAUGCGUUCUUUUUCUUCAGUUCGGGAAAGAGGGCAAAGGGGUAAUGGGGAGGACUUGCCCCUAGAAACCUUCGAAGGAGAAGCUAAAGACCAAGCAUCACCUCAGUACACAGAGAUAGCAACAGGUGGAUUCUCAGGGACUGAGGAUGAGACAUCAAGCACCAUGAUGAAGAACAGGCUUAGCACUGCCUGGACCGCCUUCUCGGGGAAAUUCAGCAGAGAUAGGGUCUUGAAGGAGGAGGAACCCGCUGACACUGCCACUGAUCUCCCAUCUUCAGACAGCAGGGGCAAGGAGCAGCGCUACUCUAGCGCACAGUUCUUCUUUGAGUACCUGGUGGUGGUCAGCCUGAAGAAGACUAAAGAGGGUGCAUAUGAGCCACAGAUCACGUACCAGUUUCCUAAAAGAGAUGGUAUGGUGCGUUUCCAGAAAGAGGAGCAGGAGAAGACCUUUAAGGCCAUCACCCUCUUCUGCUUUCCAGAGGGCAUCAACUGGGCCCCUCUCACUGAGUACCGCAGUGAGACCUUCUCCUUUGUCUUGACUGAAGUUGAUGGCAGCCGAAGGAACGGCUACUGCAGGAGACUGCUGCCUAAAGGCAAUGGUGCACGCCCACCAGAGGCCUACUGCAUCAUCAGUUCGCUGGCCUGCUUUGGUCUCUUCUCUCAGAUCUUUGAUGAGGUAGAGAAACGACGGCAAAUUUCCAUGGCAAUGAUAUACCCCUUCAUGCAAAGCCUGCGAGAGGCAGCGUUUCCUGCCCCUGGGAAAACUGUCAAGAUCAAGAGCUUCAUCCCUGAUGCGGGCACAGAGAUCAUCAGUCUGACACGGCCGGUGGACUCGUGUCUGGAGCACGUCGAUUUCCGUACGCUGUUCCGUUGUCUCAGUGACGAAGAGGUGCUACAGGUGUUCGCCGCCACCGUGUUGGAGAGACGCGUCAUCUUCAUCGCAGAUGAGCUCAGCACCCUCUCUCAGGUGAUCCAUGCCGUGGCUGUACUGCUCUCCCCAUUCACAUGGCAGCACACCUUAAUUCCCAUCGUUCCCGAGAUCCUCAUCGAUGUCGUCAUGGCACCGACUCCAUACCUGCUGGGUGUGCAGAAGCGGCUGCUCGACCUGGUUGACCAAACUGAUCUGUUGGUGGUUGACUUAUCGGAGAACAGGCAGGAAACGUUCAUCUCAGAAAUUGGAGAUGAGAAGACUAUUCUUCCACCCAAGCUUAAAGCUGAGAUUCUCCAGGCGCUGAAGGCAAGGCCAGAGAAAGCCACUGUGGAGGAGCUGAAUAGGGUGGUGCCUGAGGCCUUCUUACACUUCUUCAUCAAGACGGUCGGCCAUUUCCCUCCUCACGUUCUGCGCAAGGCUGGUGAGCCCGGGGUCUUCCAGGCAAGGAAGUUCUACAAAGAACUGGAAUCCAAGAACACUCGCCACUUUGUCAAGAAGUUUAUCCAGACGCAGAUGUUUGACCUCUUCAUCCAGGAGAUAGAGCAGCAGCCUGCUUCUCAGGAAGGGUUUUUCCAGAAGAAGGUUGCUGAGUAUCAUGCAGCAGAGAAGAUGAAGAAGUUAAAGACUAAGAAACACUAAGAUAGUGUUUGUUUCCUCAAUACUGUUUAAAGAAACAAAUACGUGGCAAGGGUGUUAUCAUUUUUAGGCAUGUACAUUUAGGAAUAAACUUAUUUGUAGAAUAUUUAAAUUGUGUGCCAUAGGAUAUGAUAGUGUGACUGAGCUCUUUCUUGUGUGUGUUUUAUAAUGUGUAGUACUGUCAUGUUGCUCUUUGUUUUGUGUAAACGUCUGAUCCUCAGCAUAGACAGUCCUGUGGACUGUAAACAUGUGUGAUCAGGGUGGAAGUCCUGAUGGUGCCAGAAACUGAGCCAUUCUUGUCAACACAGAGCACGGGAUUUUUAAAGAUAUUGUUGGUAAUGUUUUAUAAUGUUGAUUUUUACAAUAAAAAAAUGAUUCCGCAAAAUUUGCAAACGGCGGUUCCCAGCACAUUCGGUUAGUGUUGACCUGCCAUCUUCUGGUCACCUUUGGUACAGUAAGGUCCAUGAGAGAGAGACCAUGUCCCUUUAAAACACCCUGAAUCUUGUACAAAAAUGUACAAAUCAUAUCAACACAGAUUUACAUUUCUGUCGUAGUGUUUUCUGUGCAUUUCUGUCUGCAUAUUUGUUGUGAGAUGACAUUAUGUGCUGUGGGGCAAAGAAUCAUAAUUCUUAAUAUUUGGAAUACUGAUUUAGUUGUUUAUUUCCCAAGCAGAAGCACAGAUGUCACACCUGAAAAUGUUUAAAUAUUCAGCAUCACUCCCCUUGUAUCUACACUCUCCACCCCCACACCAGUCUAUCCUGUAGGUGGCCAGUCAUUAAACAUGGUCAAUGAUGUGACGUA